Messenger RNA from Neohortaea acidophila, 540 nucleotides. RefSeq names its product AP complex, mu/sigma subunit. Lineage: Eukaryota; Fungi; Ascomycota; Dothideomycetes; Mycosphaerellales; Teratosphaeriaceae. Gene Ontology annotation, cellular component: intracellular membrane-bounded organelle. Gene Ontology annotation, biological process: protein transport; vesicle-mediated transport. Bases 1 to 540 code for a protein of 179 amino acids. The record is from RefSeq and is a predicted model, not a curated record. The transcript is spliced from 2 exons.
AUGAUCAAUGCCGUGCUGGUUUUCAAUAACAAUGGCCAGCCCAGACUGACCAAGUUCUAUACUCAGCUGGACACUUCUGUCCAGCAACGCCUCAUCUCCGAGAUCUUCACCCUCGUCUCCGCCCGUCCAGCAAGCAGUUGCAAUUUCCUACCGCUGCCUCCCCUCCUGGCCUCGUCAUCCAGCAGCAGCACGUCGAACGAACACAACGAUGCCCCAUCUCUAGUCACCUACGGCCACUACGCCACCCUCUACUUCAUCUUGAUUUCCACCUCGACGGAAUCCCCGCUCGCCCUUCUGGACUUUAUCCGCGUCUUUGUCGAAGCGCUCGACAAACUCUUCGAGAAUGUCUGCGAGCUGGAUCUCAUUUUCAAUUUCGAGACGCUGCAUGCUGUGCUUGGGGAGAUGAUUGUGGGUGGCGUGGUGGUGGAGACGAGCCUUGACAAGAUCGUCGAGGGAGUAAGGGCGCAAGGGAGAGUGAUGAAGAGGCCGGUGAAUGAGAGUCGACCGGGCCUCGCGCAAGGCAUCUGGGCGGGGCGAUGA